Trichobilharzia szidati is the source of this 924-nucleotide messenger RNA. Lineage: Eukaryota; Metazoa; Platyhelminthes; Trematoda; Strigeidida; Schistosomatidae. The record is from the annotation of a GenBank genome assembly.
AUGGAAAUAUCAAUAACUUCAGAAAAUAAUCAUGCUUAUGCAACUAAGAUUUCAAGAAGUGAUGCAUUCUACCCAGAUAUACCAUCUGUUGUGUUAAAGACUUCAUUGCCAGCAACAUUAUCUUACGAACAAACAGUUUGGAGUGACUUACCUAAUAUACCUACACUACUAAUUGAAUUGUUAAGUGAAAUUGAUAAAUGCAUACCACCAUUAAAGUAUAUAGGUUAUGGUAUUGGUGACUACACACUGAAACACUGUGAUAAAAUAUUAAACGUGUUAUUAAGCGCCAGAUAUGAAAGUGAUUUCCGUAAAAGUAUAAUUCAUCAGUGUCAGCGGUCAUUACUAGCACAAAUCAUAGUCUUAUUUUUAUUAAGAAUGGAAGAUCCACCGUUUAUUGCGACGUCAACAUUGUGUUCUGCUUUGUUAGAGAAAAAAAUUUCAAUCAAUCUUCAAACACCAAAAUGUGAUCAGUAUGAUGCUAACAUUGAGAUGAUUAUUAAGGAUUGUUUAACCCCUUUAAGUAUAUAUCAGAAAGCCACUAUAUCGUAUUUCAUUGAAAAAUGCCAACGAUGGUGUCAGUCUGAGAUAGCCUAUCAAAUUAAACAGAAUUCUAAGGUUGAACAAAAUGAAGUGUAUUCGAAAUUGUUGGAAUUUUUAGCUCAUUUUUUUUCAAAAUCACUAAUUGGUUUACCUAAAUCGUAUAUUUCAUCAUUAUUGUUAGCACACAGUAAUGCUGAUUUGGAUAAUAUUCGAGAGGAAAUAUUUAUCGUUCUCACUGGGAUGAUUAGUUCAUAUUUUUGGCAUAGAAACUCAAUAGAAUGUUUAUGCAUAAUUAAAAGAAAUGAAUUUAAUAAAUUACCCACUCUAAUAGGAUCUGAUUCAGAAAGUGAUGAUCCAUACAACGGAGGAUUUUUAUCUGACUAA